GCCGAUCGGUACCGACACCUCUCCAGCGAGCUAAAGCCAAGAUGGAGGGUCUGCGCUCAGCGAGUACAGGAACGAAGCCACUCUUUGCUUUCAAAUGAAGAGGAUUUAUUCUUGAUCAGUCACUUGAUCUCGAAAAUCGACACUGACCCGUUUUUUGGGGAGUUUUUUUUGAGGGAGAAUCACUGAUCCGAGGAUGAGUUCAGGGGAGGGAGAGGACACAUCUAAGGAGGCGGCCGACAUAGCGGCGUUUUUUAAAUCCGAAUGUUCUCUUCAAAAAUGUGAACCCAAGCUUGAGUUACCCAAUCACCCAGGGUUCCACAGAAAUGAAGACAUGAAGGCCGUUGAAGUUCUUCCCAUCCUUAAAGAAAAGGUGGCAUUCUUAUCAGGUGGAAGAGAUCGUCGUGGAGGUCCAGUCCUUACAUUUCCAGCCAGGAGUAACCACGACAGAAUACGACAGGAGGACCUCAGACGACUUAUUGGGUACCUUGCAAGCAUUCCCAGUGAGGAGGUGAGCAGACAUGGCUUCACGGUCAUCGUGGAUAUGCGAGGAUCCAAAUGGGACUCUAUCAAACCUCUGCUGAAGAUCCUACAGGAAUCGUUUCCUUCCUGCAUCCACGUCGCUCUCAUCAUCAAGCCUGACAACUUCUGGCAGAAACAGAGGACGAAUUUUGGCAGUUCCAAAUUUGAAUUUGAGACCAUCAUGGUGUCCCUCGAGGGUUUGACCAAAGUGGUUGAUCCUUCCCAGCUGACUCCAGACUUCGAGGGCAGUCUGGAUUAUGACCACGAGGAGUGGAUCGAAGUUCGAGUGGCCUUUGAAGAAUUCACGAGCAAUGCAGCUCGCAUCCUUUCCCGUUUGGAAGAACUCCAGGACUCUGUGUCCCAGCGGGAGCUGCCAUCAGACCUGGAUGGGUCUCGGCGUGCUAUUGAGGAACACACCUCCCUGAAGAAAAAGGUUACUAAAGCUCCUGUGGAGGAGUUAGAUACUGAGGGUCAACACCUGCUUCAGCGAAUCCAGUGUGGGGAAAAAGGCAGAGGAGAUAUCCAGGGAUUAGCUCCAAAAGUCCAGGCGCUUCUGGAUAAACUUCAUGCCACACGCCAACAUCUGCACCAAUCCUGGCACAUGCGCAAAGUUAAACUGGAUAAGUGCUUCCAGCUGAGACUCUUUCAGCAGGAUGCAGAGAAGAUGUUCGAUUGGAUCGUCCAUAAUAAAGGCCUGUUUCUGACAACCUACACAGAGAUAGGAGCCAACCAUCAACAUGUGCUUGAGCUGCAGACCCAGCACAACCACUUUGCAAUGAACUGCAUGAAUGUGUAUGUGAACAUCAGUCGGAUCAUGUCCGUGGGGAACAGGCUGCUGGAGUCGGGUCACUAUGCAACCCAGCAGAUUCAGCAGAUCUCAGGUCAGCUGGAACAGGAGUGGAAAGCGUUUGCCGCUGCAUUGGAUGAGAGAAGCACGCUGCUGGAAAUGUCUGCUAACUUCCACCAGAAAACCGACCAGAAAAACAAGUCAUCAAGUUGUCUCAAAAUCACUUCACUGGCUAAGUAUAUGAGCAACAUGGACUCUUGGUGUAAAGCCUGUGGAGAGGGAGAACUUCCUUCUGAGCUACAGGACCUGGAAGACACCAUCCACCACCACCAGGGUCUCUAUGAACACAUAACCGCUGCCUAUUCUGAGGUAAGUCAGGAUGGCAAAGCCCUACUAGAUAAGCUACAGCGGCCUUUGACCCCAGGAAGUGCAGAUUCGCUGACAGCCUCGGCUAACUACUCCAAGGCGGUGCACCAUGUUCUGGACAUCAUUCAUGAGGUUCUGCAUCACCAGAGGCAGUUGGAGAACAUCUGGCAACACCGCAAACUUCGUCUUCACCAACGGCUACAGCUCUGUGUCUUCCAACAGGAUGUCCAGCAGGUUCUAGAUUGGAUUGAAAACCAUGGUGAGGCGUUCCUGAGUAAGCACACAGGAGUAGGGAAGUCUCUGCACAGGGCUCGAGCAUUACAGAAACGUCAUGAGGACUUUGAAGAAGUGGCUCAGAACACCUACACAAAUGCAGACAAACUCCUGGAGGCGGCAGAGCAGCUGGCUCAGACGGGCGAGUGUGACCCUGAGGAGAUCUACCAGGCUGCACACCAGCUGGAAGAUCGUAUCCAGGACUUCGUAAGACGGGUGGAACAACGCAAAGUCCUGCUCGACAUGUCUGUGGCCUUCCACACUCACAGCAAAGAGCUGUGGACAUGGUUGGAGGAGCUUCAGAAGGAGUUGCUAGAUGAUGUUUAUGCUGAGUCAGUAGAGGCAGUGCAGGAGCUGAUCAAACGUUUCGGUCAGCAGCAGCAAACCACCCUUCAGGUCACCGUCAACGUCAUUAAAGAAGGGGAGGAUCUUAUCCAGCAGCUCAGAGACUCAGCAAUCUCCAGCAAUAAAACUCCUCAUAACAGCUCUAUGGCUCACAUCGAGAGCGUCCUGCAGCAGCUGGACGAGGCCCAGGCUCAGAUGGAGGAACUGUUUCAGGAACGGAAGAUCAAACUAGAGCUCUUUCUCCAACUCAGGAUCUUUGAACGAGAUGCCAUUGAUGUCAUCUCAGACCUAGAGUCAUGGAAUGAGGAGCUGUCUCAGCAGAUGAAUGAGUUUGACACUGAGGAUCUGACACUAGCGGAGCAGAGACUGCAGCAUCAUGCAGACAAAGCUCUCACCAUGAACAACCUCACCUUCCACGUCAUACACCAGGGACAGGAACUCCUGCAGUACGUCACAGAAGUUCAGGCCUCAGGUGUGGAGUUGUUGUGCGACCGUGAUGUUGACAUGGCGACACGGGUGCAGGACCUGUUGGAUUUCCUGCAUGAGAAACAGCAGGAGUUGGACGCAGCCGCAGAGCAGCACAGGAGACACCUGGAGCAGUGUGUGCAGCUCCGUCACUUACAGGCCGAGGUCAAACAGGUGCUGGGUUGGAUCCGUAAUGGGGAGUCGAUGCUCAAUGCAGGUCUCAUCACAGCCAGCUCUCUUCAGGAGGCAGAACAACUGCAGCGGGAACAUGAACAAUUUCAGCACGCUAUUGAGAAAACCCAUCAGAGUGCACUGCAGGUGCAGCAGAAGGCAGAGGCUCUGCUACAGGCCAAUCAUUACGACAUGGACAUGAUCCGUGACUGUGCAGAGAAGGUGGCGUCUCACUGGCAGCAGCUCAUGCUGAAGAUGGAAGACCGCCUCAAACUGGUCAAUGCCUCAGUGGCUUUCUACAAGACAUCGGAGCAGGUGUGUAGUGUGCUGGAAAGUUUAGAGCAGGAAUACAAACGAGAGGAAGACUGGUGUGGAGGGACUGAUAAACUGGGACCAAACUCAGAGUCUGAUCACGUGACGCCCAUGGUCAGUAAACACCUGGAGCAGAAAGAGGCCUUCCUCAAGGCAUGCACAUUAGCAAGACGCAACGCUGAUGUCUUUCUCAAGUACUUGCACAGAAACAGCGUGAAUAUGCCGGGAAUGCUUGCGCAUGUCAAAGCCCCUGAACAACAAGUCAAGAACAUCCUUAAUGAGUUGCUGCAGCGGGAGAACCGGGUUCUGCACUUCUGGACCAUGAGAAAGAGAAGGCUUGACCAGUGUCAGCAGUAUGUGGUGUUUGAACGCAGCGCCAAACAGGCUUUGGAAUGGAUUCAUGAUACAGGAGAGUUUUACCUAUCCACACACACCUCCAAAGGCUCCACUAUACACCACACACAGGAACUGCUGAAAGAACAUGAGGAUUUCCAGAUUACAGCUAAGCAAACUAAAGAGCGGGUAAAGUUGUUGAUCCAGCUGGCUGAUGGUUUUUGUGAGAAGGGCCACGCCCAUGCGAACGAGAUUCAGAAAUGGGUCGCCUCAGUGGAUAAACGCUACCGUGACUUUUCCCUCCGCAUGGACAAGUACCGUUCCUGCCUGGAGAAAGCGCUCGGCCUGUCCACUGACUUCAACAAAGCGAGUAAAGAUCUGCAGUUGGACAUCAUUCCAGCCAGUGCUCCUGGUGCAGAGGUCAAGCUCAGAGACGCCAACCAUGAACUCAAUGAGGAGAAACGCAAAUCGGCCCGCAGAAAAGAGUUUAUAAUGGCUGAGCUCAUUCAGACCGAGAAGGCAUAUGUGAGAGACCUGCGGGAGUGUAUGGAUACAUAUCUGUGGGAGAUGACCAGUGGUGUGGAGGAGAUUCCCCCAGGGAUUGUCAAUAAAGAGCACAUCAUUUUCGGCAACAUGCAAGACCUGUACGAGUUCCAUCACAAUAUUUUCCUCAAAGAACUGGAAAAAUAUGAGCAGCUUCCAGAGGAUGUGGGUCACUGUUUUGUCACAUGGGCGGAUAAGUUUCGGAUGUAUGUUAAUUACUGUAAGAACAAGCCUGACUCCACUCAGCUGAUUCUGGAAAACGCGGGGACCUAUUUUGAUGAAAUCCAACAGAGACACAGGCUGGCUAAUUCCAUCUCAUCGUACCUUAUUAAACCAGUUCAGAGGAUCACCAAGUAUCAGCUUCUGCUGAAGGAACUAUUGACGUGUUGUGAGGAGGGUAAAGGAGAAAUUAAAGAUGGCCUGGAGGUUAUGCUUAGUGUGCCCAAAAAAGCUAAUGAUGCUAUGCACCUGAGCAUGCUAGAGGGUUUUGAUGAGAACAUUGAGUCUCAGGGUGAGUUGAUUCUGCAGGAGUCAUUCCAGGUUUGGGAUCCAAAGACUCUGAUUCGUAAGGGCAGAGAGCGGCACCUCUUCCUUUUUGAGAUGUCUCUCAUUUUCAGCAAGGACGUCAAAGACUCCAACGGAAGGAGCAAGUACCUCUACAAGAGCAAACUCAUGACCUCAGAACUAGGAGUUACUGAACAUGUGGAAGGAGAUCCAUGUAAAUUUGCACUCUGGGUUGGACGGACACCUACCUCAGACAAAAUAGUGCUAAAGGCUUCAUGUAUUGAAAACAAACAGGAUUGGAUUAAACAUGUUCGUGAAGUUAUCCAGGAGCGUACCAUCCAUUUACGGGGGGCACUCAAAGAGCCAAUCCCCAUUCCCAAAGCCACUGCAACCAAACACAAGGGCAAACGGGAUGGAGAGGACCUAGACAGUCAGGGUGAUGUAAGCAGUCAGCCUGACACCAUCUCCAUCGCUUCCCGCACCUCCCAGAACACACUGGAUAGCGACAAGUUAUCCGGUGGUUCAGAGUUGACGGUGGUCAUCCACGACUUCGUGGCCAGUAAUGGAUCGGAGUUGACUGUACGCAGAGGUCAGACAGUGGAGCUUGUAGAAAGGCCCCAAGACAAGCCCGACUGGUGUCUGGUUCGCACCACUGACCGUUCACCUGCUCAAGAGGGCCUGGUUCCUAGCUCUAUGCUUUGCAUCGCACAUUCCCGAAGUAGCAUGGAGAUGGAGGGCAUUUUCAACCAUAAAGACACGCUCUCAGUCUCCAGUAAUGAAGGAGGACUUUCGGGGAGUGCCACGCUGCAGCCGUGUCAUUUGCAGAGCUCUCCUGGACCCAAACGGCCUGGAAAUACUCUCCGCAAGUGGCUGACCAGCCCUGUCAGACGGCUCAGCAGUGGUAAAGCAGACGGCCAUGUGAAAAAACUUGCACACAAGCACAAGAAGAGUCGAGAUGUCCGCAAGAACGCAGAUGCCGGCUCACAGAAAGACUCAGAUGACAGUGCUGCCACACCACAAGAUGAGACCAUAGAGGAGAAGAUGAGAAAUGAGGGACUGAGCAGUGGCACUCUAUCGAAGUCUUCCUCCUCAGGGAUGCAGAGCUGUGGUGAGGAGGAAGGGGAGGAAGGGCCUGACUCGGUUCCCCUGCCGCCUCCUAUGGCCAUCCAACAGCACAGCCUUCUGCAUCAGGACUCCCAGGAGGACAAGGCUACCUCCCAUCUCCAUCCCAGCAGCUCAGAGACACCAAGUGCAGCUGAACUGGUCAGCGCCAUUGAGGAACUCGUCAAGAGCAAAAUGAGUUUGGAGGACAGGCCUAGUUCUCUCCCUGUUCAGCGAGGAGAUAGCAGAAGUCCUUCCUGCAACCCAUCGGAUAACUCCCUCCUGUCUUCCUCCUCUCCCAUUGAUGAGAUGGAUGAACGCAAGACUGGCUUCCUCAAGAGACGACACUAUGUACUGCUGGAACUGGUGGAGACGGAGAGAGACUAUGUGAGAGACCUUGGUGCAGUCGUGGAGGGCUACAUGAGCAGGAUGAAGGAGGAAGGUGUACCCGACGACAUGAAGGGCAAAGAUAAGAUUGUCUUUGGGAACAUUCACCAGAUUUAUGACUGGCAUAAAGACUUGUUUCUUGGUGAACUAGAGAAGUGCUUGGAAGACCCAGAUAGGCUCGCACUCCUGUUUAUAAGACAGGAACGAAGACUGCACAUGUACAUUGUGUACUGCCAAAACAAGCCCAAAUCAGAGCACAUUGUUUCAGAAUACAUUGAUACGUAUUUUGAGGAUUUAAAACAGAGGUUGGGCCACAGGCUACAGAUCACAGAUCUACUGAUUAAACCAGUGCAGCGGAUCAUGAAAUACCAGCUUCUGCUGAAGGAUUUCCUCAAGUUCUCCAAAAAGGCUGGUUUGGACACUGUAGAAAUAGAGAAAGCAGUAGAGGUGAUGUGUGUUGUUCCAAAACGCUGCAAUGACAUGAUGAAUGUUGGACGCCUCCAAGGAUUUGAUGGUAAAAUUGUAGCCCAGGGAAGACUGCUUCUACAGGACACCUUCAUGGUCUCCGACCAGGAUGGUGGUCUCCUUUCCCGCAUGAAAGAGAGGCGUGUCUUUCUCUUCGAGCAGAUAGUUAUCUUCAGUGAUCCUCUGGAUAAAAAGAAGGGAUUCUCUAUGCCGGGCUAUCUGUUUAAGAACAGCAUAAAAGUCAGUUGGUUGGGUCUAGAAGAGAGUCCUGAUAAUGACCCCUGUAAGUUUGUUUUGACCUCAAGGUCAUCCACUGGCAGUACAGAGCACUAUGUCCUCCAUUCCUCCAACCGGGCGGUUUGCCUGGCAUGGAUUCAACAGAUCAGCAGCAUCCUGGAGAACCAGAGAAACUUCCUCAAUGCACUGACUUCACCCAUUGAAUACCAACGGAAUCAUGUGGGGGCAAGUGGUCUGGGUGGACCUAGCAGCAGUGGACUUCCGGGGGGUAGCAGCAGCUCUGCCAUGGUUCCCAGCUGUGGCUCUCGGUCCCGAACAUCCCGAAUCCCUCAACCUUCUUCUCGUCUCCCCCAGCCUGUGCAGCACCACCACCACGCCCCCGCCCCAGAUGACCGCACUUCAGGUAUGUGUCCUCUUCCUGACCAGGACCUAAACGGUGAGGUCCCUAGGAUGCGGGUCCUGGAGAGCCCCUUGAAGGAGCUACGCGAGGAAGCCCAAUCAGGGACACCCAUUCCAAGAGCCACAGUCGCACCCAUGUCUCUCACCCAAACAAAGCCCCGUCUCAGAGUCCCCUCGCAUAUUCUCUCCCCCUUGAACCCUCAGAACUUUACAGUCCAAAAGGGCUCCCCGUUUUGGGCCUCAAUGCCAAUCUCACCUACUGGCAGGCCUGGCUCUUACACAGAGCAGAGCGACACACUGAGUCGCAACCAGUGUCAGACUCGCAGGCACUCCACCCACUUUAAGGAAUUGGACCACAUCAGUACUUGCUCCUCCACCAGUGAGCAGUCCCUGCAUUCCACUCACAGCAAUGGGAGUGAAAGCAGCAGCAGCAGCAGUAUGUCAACCAUGUUGGUGACCCAGGACUACGUGGCUCUAAAAGAAGAUGAGAUCAGCGUGUAUCAAGGAGAGGUUGUGCAGAUAUUGGCCUCUAACCAGCAAAACAUGUUUCUAGUUUUCCGUGCCGCCACAGAACAAGGCCCAGCAGCCGAGGGCUGGAUCCCCGGCUAUGUUCUGGGUCACACCUCCACCUUCAUUCCCGACUACGCUGAUGGAACCCUCAAGAAGUCCUCAUCGUGGCACACAGCUCUACGCAUCAGACGAAAGUCUGAAAAGAGAGACAAAGAGGGCAGAAAAGAAAGCAAAUCAGAGAAUGGCUAUCGCAAAUCUCGAGAUGGAUCAGCCAAUAAGGUUUCUGUAAAGCUUUUGAAUCCCAACUACAUUUAUGAUGCAGUUCCCCCAGAGUUUGUGGUCCCCCUGAUUGAGGUCGUGUGUGACAGGGGCGACAGUGUAACCCUCCGCUGUAAGAUCUGUGGGCAGCCCAAAGCCUCGGUCUGUUGGAGAGGGCCUGACCAGAGCACUCUCAGCAAUGGUGGAAGAUACACACUCACACACAGUGAGACAGGGGAAGUGACCCUUCGUAUCUCACCUGCCUCUCUGGACGACAGCGGCACCUAUACCUGCAUCGCCUCUAAUGAUGUGGGCUCAGUGACAUCAUCAGCCUACCUCAGGGUGCUUGGCACUUCUUGUGACGGGAUCCUCUGGAAGGAAAACUUUGAGUCCCACUACACUGAAGUUAUGGAACUGGGGAGAGGCAGGUUUGCCGUCACUAAGUGGUGUGAGCAAAGAGGAAGCAGGCGAUCAGUGGCCGCUAAGCUAGUAAAUAAGAAGCUAAUGCGUCGAGAGCAGGUGGUUCAAGAGCUGGGUGUCCUUCAGUGUCUUCAGCAUCCUCACCUGGUGGGCCUGCUGGACACCUACGAGACCCCAGCCAGUUAUGUUCUCAUCCUGGCGAUCGCGGAUCAAGGUCGUCUCCUGGACUAUAUUGUUAGCUGGGGGAACCUGACAGAAGAAAAGGUGUCUCUUUACCUACGGGAUAUUCUAGAAGCUUUACACUACCUUCACACGUGUAGGAUUGCUCAUCUUGACUUGAAGCCAGAGAAUGUAUUAAUUGAGCAAACAUCAACCCAGCCUCUAGUCAAACUGACGGACUUUGGUGAUGCGGCACAUCUCUCCAACACCCCGUUCAUCCACCCUCUGCUGGGCAGCCCUGAGUUCUCCGCCCCUGAGCUGGUGUUGGGUGAGCCCGCGGCUCUGGCGUCUGACCUCUGGAGUCUAGGCGUGCUGGCCUACGUGAUGCUCAGCGGGGCAUCCCCUUUCCUUGACGAGAGUGUCGAGGAGACCUGCCUCAACAUCUGCCGCCUCGACUUCAGUUUCCCGGAGGACUACUUCCGCGGCGUGAGUCUGGCGGCCCGGGACUUGGUAUGCGUCCUUCUUCAAGGCGAGCCACGCAGACGUCCCUCUGCACAGGUUUGCUUGCGUGAGCAGCCAUGGCUGCAGCCCAAUGCAGCCUCUGGAGCAGCUCGCCUCGACACUUCCAGACUCAUCUCUUUUAUAGAGCGGAGGAAACAUCAGAACGACCUGCGACCGGUGGCCAGUUUCCGAGCAUUCCUGCGUAGUCGCCUGCUCAGCCAGAGCUGAGAGAAACGUAGAGUGCAAAUCUUGUAGGAUAUUAAGGAAAGUAUAGGUUGCUGAUAUAUGCUGAAAUCUCAUCCUGCUUUUUGAGUCAUUCUGAAAUGGUUCUGGGUCUCUGUUACUGUAACUGCUGCUGACAAAUCUCUGAAGUCCCCUUACCCUUCAAAAAUCAUUUCUGAUACAUGCACAUGUUCUCUAUUUGAAUGGGCGAAACUUACAAGAAAAAAAAAAGUGAAUUAAGAAGUUUUUUUUUCCCCCUGACCCAAAAAGGUUUAGCUUCAUGUUCGAACAGUAUUUUUUUUUAAAAAGAAAAAAAAAAGUUAAUUAAUAUGUUUUUUUUUCCCCCUGACCCAGAAAGGUUUAGCCUCGUGUUCAAACAGUAUUUUAAUCAGGUUGUUUCAGUGGAGUACUGUUAUCUGAAUAGCUAUAUUCAGGAAAGAUUACAUUUUCUACAAACCAUGUAUAGAAGCACAGUAAAGAUGGUAUCUUUAUCCUGAACGUUUUGGAGAAAAAGAAAAAAAAAAUCUUUAAAAAAAUUAUUUAAAGAUUUAAAGGGAAGUAAAAUAGUUUACGCUAUGGCAUUCAUCUCAAGUUCCAUGUUUGAUAAACAUACAGUCAUGUUGGAAUGAAUUAAAACAUAUGAAACAACUUUUUAACAGCUCUUUCAGACAAGAAGUAAAAGAUACUGUAAGCUUUUGAUUUUAACUUGCAUCUGACUAGCAGCCCUAUGUUGUAAAUAAACUGGACCUGCCUUUGUUCGUGUCCAUUUGCAGUGUUUUAAAUGCUUUAUCAUUGGCUGCUCAUGACUUUCAACUGACCAGAUAGAAUACAAGCUGGAAAGCCGGCGAAGGCAGGAAGUGUCUGCAACCACAGCAAAUGUGUACUCUCUGUAACUUGUUGAAAUGUGCGAUGUCAGGGCUUUAAUAUUUUGCAGCUAUUUGUGUAAUUUGUGAUUUGUGUAAAUCAACAUUGUUAUGUACAUGUGAGUUGAGAUAUGUGUCCAUGGCUCUUUUGCUGAGAUUUCUGUGUUCAGUAUUAUUUCGUAAGCUUAAGCCUCAUUGGUGAAAAAUAAUGUGUCUUUUUUCACACUUUCAUUAUGAAUGUAGUUAUUUUUAUCGUUAUACCAAAGUUACUCCUCAUGUACCUUCUUCUUCUCCCUGUUUGGUGGUUAUAAUUUUUAACAAUAAGUUAUGAAUGCAGUUCUGACUCCUGUCUGGAGUCUGGAGUUUACUUAUAUUGAUUGUUGUUUUAUUUAUUGUGUCUUGAUCGGUUUUUGUUAAUCGAAUUGAAGUAGCGCUUCAUGUUGUCAGAUUAUUAGGAAUUUUAAUUUCCAUAUCUGCUCAUUGUAGCAGUUGUCUGUUAAUGUAAGUUUGCAUGACUAAAUGACAAGAGUUAUUCUUUGUUUUAAGUUCACGUUGUUUUAAAUACAAUGAGAUGAAUCGUUCCCCAUGUACUGUUUCUGCUGUACAGGGAGAAAGUGUACAGUGAAUUGCCUCCAAAUUGUGGGUUGAAGUUUAAGAGGCAAGUUGCAGUUCUCUAAUAUUCCAAAAUAACAACUUGCCACUAAAACCUAGUUGCAAUUAUUGCUGCAUAUAAAGGAGGUAAAUAACAUGCUCAGUCAGUAAUGUUAGUAUAUUUUUCAUGUUUUAUUUAAGUUAGAUUCUCAUAAUGUAUAGAUGUACAGACACCAUAAAAUGGACGUAGCGACACCCUGCUUUUUUACAUAAUGUCAUUUUGAAUGUUUUUGACUCAAUAUUAAUAUUGCAUGUAUAUUUCUUUGUACAGAAACCAUACAUGUUUGCACAUUCUGUGCUGUACAUAAGUUACUUUACCCUCAGUUGUUUUUGAGAUUAAACAUCUGAAACAUUUUAUUCGUA
Messenger RNA from Carassius carassius (crucian carp), 11154 nucleotides. It is a transcript of the gene triob, whose product is annotated as trio Rho guanine nucleotide exchange factor b. Gene Ontology annotation, molecular function: protein binding; ATP binding; protein kinase activity. Gene Ontology annotation, cellular component: cytoplasm. NCBI's taxonomy places the organism in Eukaryota, Metazoa, Chordata, Actinopteri, Cypriniformes, Cyprinidae. The transcript has 59 exons. The record is from RefSeq and is a predicted model, not a curated record. The coding region runs from base 194 to 9283 and encodes 3029 amino acids. Gene Ontology annotation, biological process: protein phosphorylation.